AUGGUCGUCGGCGGUGGUGCAUCCGGCUUGACGCUCGCGACGCGCCUCUCUGAGGAGCCCGACUUCUCGGUGCUCGUCCUCGAGGCCGGGAACGACCACAUCAAUGACACCAAGGCGCAGUGUCCUGGCAUAUUCGCGUCCAUGUACGGAGAUCACGAGUACGACUGGGAUUACCGAAAUGUGCCGCAGCCAUACAUGAACGACCGGGUCCAUGCAAACAUUGCCGGUAAAGGCCUCGGCGGCGGCAGUGCUGUCAACUUCAUGUGGUGGACUCACCCCUCGCGUGAGGACAUCGACAACUGGGGCGCCUUGGGCAACGCGAACUGGAGCUGGGACGAGGUGCAGCCGUACCUCAAGAAGUCUGAGGCGUACGUGCCUCCCGCUUCGGCGGAGGCCAUUGAGGAAAUGCAGACGCAGUAUGUGGACCCAGAUGUGCAUGGCACGGAUGGGCCCAUAGUCAACUCAUUUCCCACGGCUUAUGGUCCAUUCACGGAAGCUUGGGCCCAGACGAUAGAGCAGUUGGGGCUGUAUCCUCCUGGGGAUCCGAGGGGAGGUGAGGCUCUGGGUGGGUAUACGAACCUCUUCAACAUCAACCCAGAGACGAAAGAGAGGAGCUACCCGACGACAGAGUACCACCUCCGUGCUGGCGAGAGACCUAACCUUAAAGUCGUUACUGGGGCUUUUGUCACAAAGAUUCUGUUCGACGAAGGCGAGGCAGACGGAACGACGAACAGCCCUAGAGCCGUGGGAGUAGCGUAUGUCAAGGACAACUCGACUCACACGGCGCAGGCGAGCGCAGAGGUGAUACUCUCGGCAGGGUCGAUGCAGUCAUCCAAGCUGCUGGAACUCUCAGGGGUCGGCGAUUGCGAUUUUCUGAGCACUUUCGGGAUCGAGUGUCUAGUCAACAACACGAACGUGGGCGAGAACUUCCAAAACCACCUCAUGCUUCCCCUCGGGUGGGCCGUGAUCCCCGGAGUCACGACGACGGAUGAUUUCUCAUCCACAGAUUCAUUCAAUGCGGCCCUGGCGGAAUACACCUCGUCCCGGAGCGGGCCAUUCUCCACCGUGAACGGCAGCUCGGCCCUCCUCUCCCUCGAGCAGGUCGGCGGAUCAUACGACGAUAUAAACCCGUCCCCGGCGGACCCCCAAUACGAGGCGCAGCACCAGCUCCUCCUGCACGGCCUCAACUCCUCGCAGAACUCUGCGUUUCAGGAGAUCUGGAUAUCCGGAGGAAUCUCGCCCUGGUACUACAACGACAGCUCCAAGGUCUUCGCCGGCCCCGGCGACGGCGGGAACUACUUCAGCCUCUUGGGUCUUGUGUCGCACCCCUUCUCCCGGGGUUCGGUCCAUAUCCAGUCCGCUGACCCGGCCGAGCAGGCCCGCCUGGACCCUCGGUACCUCUCGCACCCAGUGGACAGGCAGCUGGAGCGCCAGCUGGCAUUCCACCUCCGGGACGUGGUGCAGAACCCGCCGCUCAGCGGGCUGCUGGAGGGGAACGGGACGGUGUUCCAGUCCGGGUACCUGGAUGGGGGCGUGCUGGGUGAGGACAACGUGGAUAAUUUCGUGGCUGACAAGAUACUGGUUGCCUACCACCACUCUGGGAACAAUGCCAUGCUGCCAAGGGAUGCCGGUGGUGUGGUUGACCAUAGGCUGAAAGUGUAUGGGGUUGAUGGCUUGAGGGUGGUCGACGCGAGCGUGUUCCCGAUGAUACCACAGGGGACGAUCACGAGUAUCGUGCUUGCUGUGGCGGAGAGGGCGGCUGACUUUGUGAAGGAGGAGCACUCUCGUGGAUGA
Molecule: messenger RNA, 1794 nt
Organism: Diaporthe citri
Lineage: Eukaryota; Fungi; Ascomycota; Sordariomycetes; Diaporthales; Diaporthaceae
Exons: 3
Coding region: 1-1794 (597 amino acids)
Molecular function (GO): oxidoreductase activity, acting on CH-OH group of donors; flavin adenine dinucleotide binding
Source: RefSeq, a predicted model, not a curated record